Chaetomium fimeti is the source of this 234-nucleotide messenger RNA. RefSeq lists its product as uncharacterized. The coding region runs from base 1 to 234 and encodes 77 amino acids. The transcript is spliced from 2 exons. NCBI's taxonomy places the organism in Eukaryota, Fungi, Ascomycota, Sordariomycetes, Sordariales, Chaetomiaceae. The record is from RefSeq and is a predicted model, not a curated record.
AUGCUCUUCAAGCAGUCCGUCAUCGCCGCCCUUAUGGCCGCUGCCUCGCUGGUGCUGGCCCUGCCAGCCCCCAACACGAUCAACCUCUCGGUUAGGGACGAGGUGGAUUACGAUGCUGACUACAAGCGUUCGACCGCUGAGAUGUUUGUUUGCAAGCGCGAUGACAACCAGUCUCUGAGCUGCCUCCGCAAGAAGAGCGACGGUGGAGACGAGUCCAAGUCCGCCAACGUUUGA